Melitaea cinxia (Glanville fritillary) is the source of this 1102-nucleotide messenger RNA. RefSeq lists its product as uncharacterized. The record is from RefSeq and is a predicted model, not a curated record. Bases 1 to 756 code for a protein of 251 amino acids. The transcript is spliced from 4 exons. NCBI's taxonomy places the organism in Eukaryota, Metazoa, Arthropoda, Insecta, Lepidoptera, Nymphalidae.
AUGGAUGGUAUUAAGAGGAUAGGUCGUAAUCGUAUCUCUAUUGAGUUUAAGUCAGCUGACCACGCCAAUACCUUUUUGGACUUACCAGCAAUCAGUGCUGCGGGAUACAUAGCUUCGAUCCCCUCCUACAGCGUUUCUCGUAUGAGAGUUGUUAGAGAGGUGCCCGUUGAAUGGUCCAUGGAGGAGUUAGCAGAAAACUUAGAAAUCCCAAAUGAUUUGAGAGCAUUUGAUAACUUAACUACGCUACCCCUGGUACCACUGUCAAACCUCAGAACCCUAUGCUCCGGCGCUGCGGGAAGUGCAGCCCUUCCGCCCUUGCGUGCGAAAGCAAAAAAAAAUAAUUCUCGCAAACGCAAUACAUUAAUUAGGAUGAACAACAUUAAGACUGGUGGUGGUGGUCCAGAUUACAUACCUCCGGAUGAAGUCCUAGAUAAGGUAGCUACUUUGUUAGGCAAUAGGGUGGAUGGUUUCACUUUCGAAUAUGGUGGCGAUGCUGAACUUGUGCCGGAGCCAACAAACUGCUGGGUUUCUGCUAAUGUAAUUAUUGCUGAUGGUGGUGGUAGUGGGAGUGAUUUUGUUUUAGAACCACAAAUUAUAAAAUUAGAUGCCAGCUUCAUCUCCUGGUGUCAAGUUUUACAAAAUGACGUAUUAAAUGAUGCAGAAGACUCAGGAAAGUGUUCAGCAAAAGAACUGAAGAAAUAUUUAUUCACUCCUAGAGCUAGUGGUAUUGUAUUAUCUGCUUUUUUUAUAUUAUAGUAUAAUUUUCAGUUAAACCUUUAUAGACUACUUACUACUGCUGGUGCAGACCCGACAACUCAACUUUUUUUAAUAACUAUGAUCGGAUGGCAAGCAGAACAAGUAGUAAGCUUGAUGGUUUGCAUGAUGUUUGCUCUUAACUUUUAUUGCAAUCUUGGACUUAAGGGGGCUGUAAUAGAGGUUUUUGCUAACCCAUUAUGUUAGAUGUUUACAUAGAGUGGUAGACUGUAAGUCAUUAGCAAUUCAUAAUGAUACUAAAUCUCUGAACUCCUACAGGUUCCAAAAGAAAACUCUUCACCAAGGGUGAUAAAAACCGUUCUGCCAGAGAACUUGGAAAAGGUGUUAU